AUGGUAUUUACUCUUCCCAAUCCUGACUACCUCACAAGAAGCUUUCUCGCCAAUCGCAUAUUGCCUUUCAUCUCAGACACGUUCAUGAAGUCGCCUUUAGAACUUUGUUUGUAUGAAGAUGAUCCGAAACUUGGAGAAGAGCGCGAACAGUACAAACUGUUCGUAAUGCAUGGUGUCAAUGCGGUUCCAUUCCCAACAGCUCCCGACGAACCCGUUCCUUUUCCGGGAGGCCUGCCUAUGCACACAGUGGUUUUCCAGUGGAAGGAUCCUCAAUUAUUCAAUCAAUAUAAAGGAGCUGAUUUGAUUGAUCGGGAGGUUUCUGUAUCAUCUCGAAAGGACAUCCACCUGAUGGAAUGCAUUGAUCUUUUCACCAAACAAGAGCAGCUGGGCGAAGAAGAUAGUUGGUAA
Messenger RNA from Cooperia oncophora, 408 nucleotides. NCBI's taxonomy places the organism in Eukaryota, Metazoa, Nematoda, Chromadorea, Rhabditida, Trichostrongylidae. The record is from the annotation of a GenBank genome assembly.